Molecule: messenger RNA, 384 nt
Organism: Perkinsus marinus ATCC 50983
Lineage: Eukaryota; Perkinsozoa; Perkinsida; Perkinsidae
Exons: 4
Coding region: 1-384 (127 amino acids)
Source: RefSeq, a predicted model, not a curated record
AUGAAGAAGAUGCAGAGGAUGCCAGCGAAGAGGAUGAGGACUAUGAAGGGAGCAGUAGCGAGGAGGAGGAGGAGGAAGAUGAUAGUUAUGAAUGCGAGGAGGAUGAUAGCAGCGAUGACAAUUCUGAAAUGUGGGGCGGUCCGGAAGAACCGAGAGCAGUUCUUUGAGAUGAUGAUGGAGUUGGAACAGCUCAAGAUUGAAGCUCAGGCUGCUGAUCAACUGGACAAGCUCGCCGAGGCGUUAAAGAAGGACGAGUCCAAGCGUUUGAAGGCAUUCGAGAACAAGCUGAAACACCGUAGCGAGGAGUACAGUGAAAACGACGGCACCAAAGAUAAGUGGUCGUCGCACAUGUUCAGUCGCCCUGUCCAGACUAACGUUAUCUAG